Messenger RNA from Ruditapes philippinarum (Manila clam), 1349 nucleotides. RefSeq lists its product as uncharacterized. Lineage: Eukaryota; Metazoa; Mollusca; Bivalvia; Venerida; Veneridae. The record is from RefSeq and is a predicted model, not a curated record. The coding region runs from base 227 to 916 and encodes 229 amino acids. The transcript is spliced from 6 exons.
UUCUUAAUUUAUGGCGUUUUUAAUUUAUGUUUUGUAUGGGAAUGUCCCGAGAUACAAUUAAUUCAUAUGUUUUUAUUUCGCUGAACAAAGAAUGUGGGAAAAGUAAAUAAUUUAGAAUUUUACUUUGAAUAAUUCAGAAUUUUACUUGAAGGCAAUAAUAAUUUUUGCUAAACAACAAGGUUUUCAUUCUUUGAAGGUUUUUGAAAUAAGCGUUGAAACACCAGUCAUGGCGUCAUACGGAAAUCCAAUGAGUGAAUCAACUAUUCUGCGUAAUCAUGUAUUUUAUCAGAAGAGUUACGUACAGACGGAUACCCUACCAGCACCGACCAGAAGUAACUCACCGGUCCGUUUCAAACCACUCCGUAAAAGUAAACCAAAAGCAAAGUCCGAGUCCAAAGAUAAACCUGUUAAGAAACGAUCGUCGUCUGCUUCUCCAGUAAGAAAUAAAGCGAGGAAUAAUAUUGAGCAGCUGGACUACAGACGAUUACAACGGACAGAUCGUCCAAGACCUUGGCAAGAAAAAACGCCGAAACUUAAGCAUCAUUCCGGAACAUUGAAGUUGAUGUAUGACGGCGCACUCCCUGAAUUCAUUGAUAAAUCUAAGGCGACAUUGCGUGCCAGAAAAUAUGUAUCCAACACUAAAUACGGGAAUAUAUAUGAGAUAAGAGAGGAGGUGCCGAAAAACAAAAGAACAAAGACACCGCCGCCUAGAAAAUGGAUUUGGGAAGAUGAUUUUCUACUUUGGAUGCAUGGUUCUAGAGAAAAAUACAUGGAGGAGAUCGGUUCAACACGACAUAAACAAAUAUCAGCUAUACAAGGCUCUUCACCAAAGUCAACAAAUACCAGCACUCCCAGACCGGGAAGCCUUCCCUCCAUCAAAGAACAUUGCCGUCCUAAUGCAGAAAUUUACGCGUAAGUUGAUGAACACGAUGCAUGUGUCAGAAAAACAAAUACUCGCGCAUGAAGACAUUCUUUAAAACAUAUUGACAUUAUGUAUUUCACCUCUUUAUCUACACAACGUGCAUGUUUUAUUUAGUAUUAUACAUGUAUAUGCAUGUCAUACAGUGAAAAUAUAUAGUUAGAAGUCAAUUUAAAGUAUUUUUCUUUCUUUUUCUUUCCUUCAUUACUGGUAACAUCAAAGAAGUCUUUUUCGCAGGUGCUUUUAAGCUUGCCUAAUUGUGCUUUUAAUAAAAAGAAUGAAGCAUGGCUUUUACUUUUCAUAAAUUAAUUUACAUGUUUUCUACACUGUGAAAUAGAUUUUAUGACCCAUAAUAACUAUUUAUAACAUUUAUAAAUUGUCGAUACAGCGUAAUUGAAAUCAACUAUAUUUGUAAAUGAUAAAUAAUUGA